GAAAUAAACAAACAGAAAAAUAAAAAUUGAAUUUCUAUUUCCAUCUCUCUCCCUUUUCGUCUCCUUCGCAAACCCACCGAGGAAAUCCUCAGCUAGGGUUUUUGAACCACUCCGAGCUCGUUUCGAGCCAGACUCCAUGACCAGGAGCCUCUCCUAAAGAGUCUUAUAGCGCUCAAACGUCAGAAAGGUUUGAUUACUGAAACGUGCUUGGUUGAUACUUUGAAAAAUAUUUUCAUAGCUGAGUCUUUGAGUAAAAGAAAAUCAUGUCUGGAAGAAAUCGUGGACCGCCUCAUGCUGGUGGACUUCCCCCCCAGGUCCAUGAACCAUUUGGAAGAGGACUUGGGCCGAUGCCCCAUCCAGCAUUACUCGAGGAAAUGAGAGAAUCCCAGCUUGGAAUGGGUCCCAGACCACUUCCCCCUCACCCUGCUAUAAUUGAGGAGCAUCUUGCGGCUCAACAUCAAGAUAUCCAAGGUCUUCUAGUCGGUAACCAAAGGCUGGCUGCAACCCAUGUUGCACUAAAGCAGGAAUUGGAAGCUGCCCAAUAUGAGUUGCAGCGGAUGGCUUACCAUGUUGAUUCACUGCGGGCAGACAAGGAUGUUCAAAUGAGAGAUUUGUAUGAGAAGUCUGUUCGUUUGGAAGUGGAACUUCGCGGAGUGGAGGCUAUGCGGGCUGAGCUUCUUCAGGUUCGUGCUGAUAUCAAGGAGCUCACUGCAGCGAGGCAGGAGCUCUCGGGCCAGGCACAAGCAAUGACACAAGAUUUGGGUAGAAUCACUGCUGAUUUGCAACAGGCACCAGCUUUGAGAGCAGAAAUUGAAGCUAUGAAACAGGAAUUGCAACGUGCUAGAGCUGCCAUUGAGUAUGAAAAGAAAGGAUAUGCAGAGAAUUAUGAGCAUGGCCAGGUGAUGGAAAAGAAUUUGAUAUCGAUGGCUAGGGAGCUAGAGAAACUUCGUGCAGAAAUUGCUAAUACUGAGAAGAGAGCACGAGCUGCAGCUGCUGUUGGAAAUCCAGGUGUAGGUUAUAAUUCAAAUUAUGGAAACCCUGAAGCAGGAUAUGCAGGAAAUCCCUAUCCUGCCAGCUAUGGCAUGAAUCCCGUACAGGGUGGUGCUGAAAGUUUUCCUCAAUAUACACCUAUGCCUGGUUCAUGGGGUGCAUAUGACAUGCAGCGAGCUCAGGGACAUAGAUAAACUUGUUCAUCCGUGAUACCGAGCUGUGUUCUGACCGGUAUCUUGGCUGCAGCGUAUUAGAUACUUAGGUCUGUGAUUGACGUGUUAUCUCAUAGUAGACAUUUUGGAAAACUUUCUUGUUUAUUUGGUCAUUAGUAACUGUACCUAAACAUAUCACACAUCAUAUUACCUUGAUGGUGCAGUACACUAUUCAUAUGUGGCGUUUUAUGAUGCAAAUAUUUGCACUAUCUUCCCUAAAUGCAUUUCAUUAUGAUCUCAAUUUUUCCUGCCCUUAUUUAUAUAAAAUUUGCUGCCUAUCAUAUAUAAAUAGUUUAUCGCCUUUCCAGAACUUUUUUUUCUUUUGCGCUCUUCAUAUUUGAGAUAUUUAGUUUGUAAGGGUUUAUUGUUAAAUUCUGUGUCUUCUGAAGCAAGAACUUUGCUAGUUCUAUUCACAGCUCUAAGUUUUUCGUUGGAUAAAUGCCAAAAUUUCAGUUGUCCCUUGAUUGUGAAUCUGUCUCAUUUACUUGGGAACUCCUUUACAUAGCUAAUACCACAGAUUAAUAUUCUUCAUGUAAGGAUCGUUAUAUAUUAAUUUACUUUCUCUAUUAUUACUUGUUGUUUAAGGUUCUUACAGAAGAAAUUUGUCGUUUAAGGUUAGUUUCUUGUUGCAUCUUAUCUGCCAAUACAUUUAAAGGCUAAAUUAGGUUUGUGCUAAGGAAGCUUACUUUCCUGUGCAAUUUGGAAUAUUGCAUAGUGAUCUUAUGUAUUAUCUGACUGCCUUUAAAGAAUAGUCCUUUCAGCUUCUAAGCAUCUAUCUUUUGACCUUGGGUACAGUAUGUGCCCUCUAAGACAUGUCCGUUACCUUGGUCAAGCAAACAUUUUAGUUCCUAUUCCUUCCAGCUUUUCUAAUCAUAUGUCUGGUUUUUAUUGAACUAAUACUGAUAUAGCCUAUAGGCAUUAUAGGGUGUAGGUCUCGAGGACCUAUGAGUUAAGAAUUUUAAAAAUAUUUUCAAGGAGGAUAUAUAUAUAUGUUUGAGUUCUUUAAAUUUUGGCUUUCUUACUGCAUUUUCCAGUAGCCACCGGGUUUUUGGGACUUUUAGCCAAAAUGUUGUUAAUCUCAUGCCAAAUCACAUCCGGACAGUGCUUCAGUAUAUGGGUUGUAAACCAUGAUCCUCACCUUGUGUGAGGUGGGCGAGAAACCAAUUGUUUAAGAAUGUUUCUAAGUUGAUAUUUGACAAUUUUGGUGCAACUUCUUCAAUACAUAUGGGAACUCAAGUCCAGUAACAUAUUAGGUUGCCUUUUCUUCUUUGUCUUUUACUCUCCUUGGUGCAAUUGUUUUUUCCAAGCCUACCAUCAAGAUUUUUUUUCCUUUUCCUAUGCCUAGGGUGUCACAAGCUCAUUUUGUAUUAGGCUCUAUACUGUUAUUAUUCUGUUUGUGUUGACUACCAUGUCCAUUGUUUUACAUUUCGGUUGAUCCAUUUACUCAUCAUAAUUGGAUUGUGGUAUGUGCUAGCCACAGAAAACUAGGGAAUCAACUCUUUCUGUUAUGUAUUUGAUGUUGUGGAGAUUUUCUGGAUUGAUACCAGUGGUUAACUUUGGGUUGUCUUUAGUGAGACUGAGAGUCUUACUGCGAAAAUUUAGUCAGACAUUCUGUUCAUUUUAAAUGCAUGCUAAUGUAUUUAAAAGAGUAUGCUUUGUGGCGUAGUCAUAUCUGUUUCAGGUCGUAAACUAGGAAUAAAGUAUUUUUGUUGAAUGUGUAGAAACUGUGGCAAUCUCAAUUAACAGUGAAACUGCAUGUAGAAUUUCCUGAUGGUAUCACAAAGCAUACUCAAGAACAGAUCAGUUACUUAUUAUAUUUAGAUAUUAUAGAUGUAAUAGAGUUCAUACAACAUUGUUUUAUUGUUAAUGCUAAUAACCAAAUUCAUGAAUAGCUAAGUUGCGUUAGUGAUACAGAUUCCUAGAUAUGGAAGAGUUAGACGUGCAAGUGUUCGCAGUAGAUACAUAAAGUUCUUUGUUUAAACUUGUUAGCCACUAGAUUUAUUGUAGUUGUAUUAUUUUGACAUUGUUGGGUGGUUUAUGUAGCUCCUUCAGGGUAGACCAGACUAACGAAGUGAUGUUGCUUUCCAUUGAGUGAUGUUGCUCAUGAGUGCGCUUUACUAGUUAUCCUCAAAAUCACACCCUAUAAUCAAUCACCAGUGCAGGCUCCCUGUGGAUUUUGAAUGAGCUGUACCCCUUGUAUCUGUUUCAAGUCAGCUCACACAGCUUAUAGUUUGAGUUUUAUUUCUUGUAUCUAUUUUCUAUGUAGUGGAACAAUUAGUUUUUUGGCAUGGCUGCAAAAAUCUUAGUAUAGUGCUCCCUCUGUCUCUGCUGUCUGUCUCUCCUCCCUAUUCUCUCUCAUUGUGCAUGGCUUGUGUAAGGAGAGGCCUUCAUUUUUCCCCUUCCCUUUUCACUGGAUCAUCCUUGUAGGUUCUAUAGUCAUUCAUUCCAUUUAUUAGGACUCUGGCAAGACAGAAUUUGUGAGGCAGGAGGAGUCUACUGGUAGAGGACAUAUAGCUUUUAGUUGUGAAAACAUGACCUCUUUUUCUUAUGGGUUUUACCAUGAGUCUGGUACGCUGUAAGGAAAGGAAUUCUUUCCAUAUCUCGCUUCUUUUAGAAGAACAACAGCAAAAAUAUAAGGGAAGCAAUGUAUUCAUAGCAUGUGGUAUGCUGUUCAUUGGGAAGACACUCAACAAUGGAGCUGCAGAAUCAGUUUCUGGUCAAGUUCACAACCUUUUGGCCCUGCAAAUAUGAUGCUGCCUCCAUGAUUUCUGAAUGUUUUGUCGUGAGCUAUUUGUGUAAUCUUGUUUGGAAUCUGUAGUGGUGGAAUGGCUUCAGCUCAGGUUUAUUUCAUAUUUCCUGUUUGGAAAUUCACUUUUCUAGGUGGAGAAAAGAACGUACUUUCAAUGCGGUUACUUAUUUGGAAUGAAUGUUCCGAAAAAUUAAGAGGAAUUGGACAAUUUCUGCGUGGGUAGGGCAUUAUAAGGGCUGCGUAUUAUGGAGUAAAGUUGAAGAGCGAGUUGGCUUUAUGUGUGGAUACAAGCCUCAUGUUCUUGCUAAAGUGUCUUGGAAAGGUGGUGUUUUCUCUGCUGCGGCACAAGCUAAAAAGCCUAAGAAUGGUUUCAUUCCCUGUGCUUAUCUGAAUGGAACAAACCACCAGAUGGUUCAAACUCAUCAUUGGUUGACCAUAAAUCUCCUUCUCCAUUGUAAUACCUAUGCUUUCCUCCGAAGCCACCAGACACGAUCUGGCUUGAUUGGAAACAAAAGCAAUUUUUUUUUUAAUAGACAAACAUUUGUAUUCUUCCAGACAUAGAAUUGAGCAAAUAAAAUGCGAAAUACGUGAUUAUGUUAA
Messenger RNA from Prunus avium (sweet cherry), 4551 nucleotides. NCBI's taxonomy places the organism in Eukaryota, Viridiplantae, Streptophyta, Magnoliopsida, Rosales, Rosaceae. The record is from RefSeq and is a predicted model, not a curated record.